This is a messenger RNA of Olea europaea var. sylvestris, 2031 nucleotides long. Its product is annotated as ras GTPase-activating protein-binding protein 2-like. The transcript is spliced from 7 exons. The coding region runs from base 129 to 1829 and encodes 566 amino acids. The record is from RefSeq and is a predicted model, not a curated record. Lineage: Eukaryota; Viridiplantae; Streptophyta; Magnoliopsida; Lamiales; Oleaceae. Gene Ontology annotation, molecular function: mRNA binding. Gene Ontology annotation, cellular component: cytosol; ribonucleoprotein complex.
UUUUACUUCAUCAGGUCAUGUUGCUAAAGAGAUUUCAUUUAGUUGCAGAUGUGUGUGAUUGAUAUCUUCGUUUCCCCUAUUUUUCCCUCCAGGCUUUUGUUCUUGAUUCUCAAUACUGUUAGAUCGGAAUGACCAUGCAAACCACUAUGCCCUCAGUUCCUAGUGCUCAAGUGGUUGGGAAUGCUUUUGUUGAGCAGUACUACCAUAUUCUUCAUCACUCUCCUGAGAUGGUUCAUCGGUUUUACCUGGACACAAGUGCAUUAAGUCGCCCAGAGUCUGAUGGUGUCUUGACGACUGUUACUACUAUGAAAGGUAUCAAUGAUAAGAUAUGUUCCUUCGACUACAAGAACUACAAGGCAGAAAUAAAGACUGCUGAUGCUCAGGAUUCUUACAAGGAUGGAGUGAUUGUGCUUGUAACUGGGUGCUUGACUGGAAAGGACAAUCUGAAAAAGAAAUUCACACAAACAUUUUUCCUUGCUCCUCAGGACAAAGGAUAUUAUGUUUUGAAUGAUGUCUUUAGGUAUAUUUGUGAGAUUGAAUCAGACACCAGUGUUGGUGAAAUUAUUGGAGUUGAUGACACAUCACAAUCAAAUUCCCUGACUCCGGAUCCAGAGCCCACUCAAGUGUUGGAUCCUCCCAACCUGAACCAGGCAACUUCUCAAACAGAGGGUGUUGAAAUUGUUGAGGAGAAAGCUGAUGACCAAGUGAAUGAUGAGAUGCAAGUUAGUAAUGAUGUUGAUAUUCCGGUGGUAGUUGAAUCUCAUUUAGAGAAGAAUCACAUAUCCACAAUUGCAGAAUCAGCUAUGUCAUCUUCCUCCCAAGAGAAUGCUCCAAAGAAGUCAUAUGCUUCAAUUAUAAUUUCACAAUCGAAGAAGGGGCCAACCAAAGUUUAUGUGCCUGCUAAUACGUUGAGAGUGGCUCCUAUAAUAACUGAAAAACAAUCAAUUAAUUCAGUUGCGCCUGCUUCAAGCCCUGAACCAUCAAACCUAACUGCACCUGUUAAUGAGCCAGAAAGCCAUGAUACCGAGGAUGAAGUUGAGGGUCACUCCAUUUAUAUCCGCAAUUUGCCUCUAUAUAUAACGGUUGCUCAGCUUGAGUCAGAAUUCAAGAAAUUUGGACCUAUUAAGAAAAUUGGGGUCCAAGUCAGAAGAAAGAAGCAACAAGGAUUCUGUUUUGGUUUUGUUGAAUUUCAAGAGUUCAGCUCCAUGCAAAGGGCAAUUCAGAUUAAUAAGUCGGAUUACAAGUUGUUCAAGAGGGAAGGAUGUAAGCACUACCACACUCUUGGGGAGAUAUUCAGCGGGACUACAGCUAUUGAAGCAUUAGGCAGUGCCUCCACCCAGCUUCUAAACACAUCAGAGGAAGAAAGGCAGCUAGAAGAUGAUUUUUUGAAUAGAGGAGUACAUGUGACUGCGGAAAAUGAUGAUGAAGUCAAUGUGGUUUCAAAUACUCGUCCACAUAACAAAAUUGGUACAUCGGGUGAACAACGACGUAAGGAACCUAAGGUCAGUAAAAGUGAUAAACUCAAGGCCUGUAUGGCUCAGUGGUCAUCUACAGUUAGUUUGAGGAAUGAAGAAACUGAACCUAGAACACUUUACCUAAAAGAGAAGUUUGCAAAGAUCCAAGGAAAAGGUAGUUGUCAAUCAGAUAAUGAAGUUACUAGUCCAGAUCCUUAUUCAAAUGUUACUUGCUUGGACAUUUUAAACAAUAUGGAAGGGGUGUCCAAUGAGGUUUACAUGAAAGCAAUAAAGGCUUUUAAGGAUCCCGAUUUCAGGGUGUCAUUUGUGAAGAUGCCGGUAGCAAGGAGAGGAUCUAUCUUGGAACUACUUUGAUGUGACUGUUGUUUUAAUAUGUGAUUAUUGUUACGUUGAAGUACCAUGUUAAACUCGAGGCUUGAAGUACGCUUUUUUUCCCCCAUUUUGUGGUGAUGUUGUACUGUUUUAAUUUACAAACAUUGUGAUGUUGUUGGUUGGAGAACUGAUGUUGAUUUGUCCUCACUUUUUUAAUGUUUGAUUGCUUGUUUUAUUGAAUUAA